AUGUUCUCUUGUUGUCAGGAGAUGCCGAGUGCAGCAAGUCAGUUGCCGCGUUUGGCCUACUUCGAUUUCCACGGGCGCGGUGAGCCGGUGCGUUUAGCGUUUGCGAUCAGCGGUCGUGCGUUUGAAGACUACCGCAUCAAAAUGUCGGACUGGGCGUCGGAGAAGGCGAAGGCACCGUCUGGCAUGGUGCCAUAUCUAUUGUUACCGGAUGGAUCGUACAUCACGGAGAUGCUUGGAUGUUUGCAGUACGCUGGCCGGGAUGUGCUCAUACCCGAGGACCCCUUACAGUUGGCGUACAUGCACCAGUUCAUGCACAUGGCCCAAGCCGUUUGGGUACCGUUGCGCCAACUCUUCGCAUGCACGGACGCCGAACGAGAGGCCAUCAAGGCCGACCGCAGAGCCGAGUGCGAACCACAUGCCGAACGACUCGAAAAGGAAAUACUCAGACACCAAGGCGGCGCCGGAUUCUGCGUUAAUAACACCAUCAGCCUCGCCGACAUAGUCCUCUACAGCGCCGUCCACACCAUGACCGACAUGACCGACAUGGACUUUACCAAAAAGUUCCCCGCCAUCACACGCGUCGUACAAGCCGUCAAAAACCACCCCGCCGUCAAGCAGUACUAUGCCGCCAAACAAGCCCUAAACUUCUAA
Gregarina niphandrodes is the source of this 651-nucleotide messenger RNA. RefSeq names its product putative glutathione S-transferase. Gene Ontology annotation, molecular function: glutathione transferase activity. Bases 1 to 651 code for a protein of 216 amino acids. The transcript has a single exon. Lineage: Eukaryota; Apicomplexa; Conoidasida; Eugregarinorida; Gregarinidae. The record is from RefSeq and is a predicted model, not a curated record. Gene Ontology annotation, biological process: glutathione metabolic process.